Molecule: messenger RNA, 567 nt
Organism: Cyprinodon tularosa
Lineage: Eukaryota; Metazoa; Chordata; Actinopteri; Cyprinodontiformes; Cyprinodontidae
Product: fatty acid-binding protein 9-like
Exons: 4
Coding region: 87-476 (129 amino acids)
Biological process (GO): fatty acid transport
Cellular component (GO): cytosol; nucleus
Molecular function (GO): fatty acid binding
Source: RefSeq, a predicted model, not a curated record
GCCCUCAGUACCUGUACUGUUCAAAGCACUGGUCCAUACCCAGUUAACAGGUUCUAAGUGGGGCUGUUGCAUCAAGAUCUACAACAAUGGUUGAGCAGUUUGUUGGAACAUGGAAACUGAUUUUCAGCGAGAACUUUGAUGAAUUUCUGAAGAAACUUGGUAUUUCUGCUGCCCAGCGGCAGAUGGCAAGCAAACAAAAACCCAAGUUCUCCCUGAGUGUCGACAACCAGGGAAUAAUCACCAUUGAGUCUCAGGGAAUCUUUAAAGCACCUGAGAUCAAGUUCAAGCUUGAUGAGCCUUUUGAAGAGGAGACAGUGGACAACAAGGUCAAGACCGUGGUGACUCUGGAGAAUGGCAAGCUCAUUCAGAAAAUGGGAGAAAUGUGUGUAGAGAGGGAAAUCUUGGAUGAGAAACUGAUCGUGAGAACCAUGAUGGGAAAUGCGGUGGUGGUGAGGACAUUCGAAAAGGAAGAAUGAACGCAAACAUGGAUGAUCGCCAGAAUCAUGAAAGUCAUCAUUCUUUGAUAAUACUGUUUCGUUGAAUAAAUAAAAAAGUUAUGUGGCAUCA